AUGGAAGUAUGGCGCAUCACAAUUUUCAUGAUCCUCAUCAGUUCUACAAAACUCUACAAACUAUCAGAAGACGAGAGAGAAACCUUAGUUACCUCUAAACCCUUAAAUUUUGGAAACACUUUACAAUCUUCUGAAUAUUCGACAGAAUCAACUUUAUCAAAAUCCAAUCUCGAAACGAUUUCAAAUUUUCGACCAUCCAAAGAGCUGCUAUUGUACCCAGCAAAAGAUUUUGAAAAAUAUCAGUUUGACACCGAACAUUUAAAGGGUUUUAGUUCAACUAGUGAUAUGUUAGUUCCUGAAAUAUACGCACCUCGUAAUAUGUAUAAACAUUUGUUAAUGUUAAGCACACAACCAGAUAAUUAUGAUUACGAACAGAACCAAGACGAAUCUGAAGAAAACGAAGAAACUAUUCAUGAUAUUAAGGAGGAAUUUGUGUAUGGUAAACGUAAACCUAGUGGUAACCUUUAUGGAAAAUUUCCGUUGAUUGAAUUAAAUAGUUAUUAUCCAUACAAAGAAAAAUACCAAAAGCAACAAUAUAAAGAUUUUGGCGAUCUAAAAACACAUAAAUCUAAAAAGAAGCGUCAGCAACACAAACAAUAUCAAGAAAAUUUGGAUAAAUUUUAUCUUGAAGAUCACUUUUACGCACAUGUUCCAAAAUCUAAUAUAGCUGCUGUUUCUCAAGAUAAACCAGAAUAUAACUUGGAGGAAAAUGAUUGGCAGCAGCAAAAAUAUUAUCAAAAGCAGAAGGUUCAUAGAUCUAAUAAUAAAUAUCUUAAAGAGCAUAAAUAUAGACAUAAAGGUUUGGACAACCAACACGGUUUUAAUGAUGAAAAAAAGAGGUCCCGGAGGCAAAAGUAUAGAGAUCACUAUCAUAGUGGUAAUACUUGCAAUAUUAGAAAUUAAAAAGCGUGA
This is a messenger RNA of Psylliodes chrysocephalus, 912 nucleotides long. The record is from the annotation of a GenBank genome assembly. NCBI's taxonomy places the organism in Eukaryota, Metazoa, Arthropoda, Insecta, Coleoptera, Chrysomelidae.